This is a messenger RNA of Striga asiatica, 2385 nucleotides long. Lineage: Eukaryota; Viridiplantae; Streptophyta; Magnoliopsida; Lamiales; Orobanchaceae. The record is from the annotation of a GenBank genome assembly.
AUUAAAAAUAGUAAAUUAAAAUUAUAAUUUAAUAUCAACUAACAAUUAACAUAUAAAUAAAAAAAAAAUGGUCACCUGGUUUUCCUCCCAAUCUCAAACACCUUUACCCAUCAACUCUCAAAAGAAAUAGAAAACGUAAUCUUUAAAAAACAGUUGUGGUUCAUUAGACGAAAUUGGAUUUUCGAAAGGAUCAUCGAUCGCGGAUUGUCAUAAUAUAUUGCGGAUCGCUGUUUUUGCAACAACAAAUUAUCGUCGUAUUUGGGAUCAUGUCUGGGUGUCCGUCUUCGUCGUCGGGAUCGGAGGACGAGGAUGAAGGGAUGGAGUCAUACAGAAAAGGCGGGUACCACGCCGUGAGAAUCGGCGACUCGUUCGCCUCCGGUCGGUACAUCGCCCAGCAGAAACUGGGCUGGGGUCAGUUCUCUACAGUUUGGCUUGCCUACGACACGCAAUCAUCUAAAUAUGUUGCCUUGAAGAUCCAAAAGAGUGCCCCACAAUUUUCUCAAGCUGCAGUUCAUGAAAUUGAGAUCCUUUCUGCUAUUGCUGCUGGUGAUCCCUCGAACACUAAAUAUGUUGUACAAUUAGUCGACCACUUCAAGCAUUCAGGCCCAAACGGGCAGCAUUUAUGUAUGGUCCUGGAAUUCCUUGGUGACAGUUUACUCCGUCUUGUCAAGUAUAACCGAUAUAAAGGUCUUGAACUGAACAAAGUUCGGGAGAUAUGCAAAUGCAUUUUGACUGCUCUGGAUUACUUGCACGGAAAACUAGGAAUUAUACACACUGACCUCAAACCCGAAAACAUUCUUCUAUGUUCUACCAUUAAUCCUUCAAAGGACCCAAUUAGGUCAGGGAUGACUCCCGUCCUCGAAAGACCCGAGGGCAACCCGAAUGGCGGAAUAACAAUAAAUAAUAUUGAGAAAAGACUAAAACAAAGGGCGAGAAGGGCAGUUGCUAGGAUAUCAGAAAGGAGAGUUUCUGUGGGAGGAGUAGGCGUUGUCCCAAAGCCUACUCGGUGCUUGGAUGGGAUUGACUUGAAAUGUAAGGUUGUGGAUUUUGGGAAUGCAUGUUGGGCCGAUCGGCCAAUUGCUGAAGAAAUCCAAACGAGGCAAUACAGGGCUCCAGAAGUUAUCCUUAAUUCCAGUUAUUCCUUUCCUGCUGAUAUGUGGUCCUUUGCUUGUACCGCGUUUGAACUUGCAACUGGCGAGAUGAUGUUUACUCCAAAGAGCGGACAAGGCUUCAGUGAGGAUGAGGAUCACCUAGCUUUGAUGAUGGAGUUCCUUGGAAAGAUUCCACGAAAGAUCGCGACAAGCGGGGCUCGGUCCAAAGAUUACUUUGAUAGAUAUGGUGACUUGAAGAGGAUUCGGAGGCUGAAGUACGGGUCUCUUGAUCGACUUCUUGUCGAUAAAUAUAAAUUUUCCGAUGCCGAAGCUCGUGAAUUUGCAGCUUUUCUUUGUCCCAUACUGGAUUUCGAGCCUGAAAAGCGUCCGACCGCCCAGCAAUGCCUGCAGCACCCGUGGCUCAAUAUCGAUAAUCAAUCGCAUGGUGAGGUAAAGCGUGAAUCCAGCGUUGAGAAGGUGAAUGUUGGCUCAACCAACCCGCAAAUUAAGUUGCACAAGUAAACUUUAGGAAUGAAAAACAAAAGUUUCCCACUUGUUUGUCAAUUUUUCUGUGGUUAGUUUUCGGGAAAUGUUUACCAUAGUCGAUAGAAUAUAUUUUAUUUGUUGACUGGGCUAAGAGGUAAAGUAGACGUGUAUAGCAAACAACCACUCAGCUUUGACGCGUGAAAAGAUUUGCUACGAGACUCUGACUUGGCUGCCUGAUUUGGGACUCUCACGUUGGAUUUGUAGAGCAUUUCGUGAGAAGGGGAAAGUCGGGGUUGAAGGUGGAAGAAUUGCAGAUGAUUUUGAUUGAUGAUACCUAAAGAAAGAGAGAUUCUUCUGGUGUUGCUAUUUUCAGUCAAGAAAUGUGGAAAUUCUAGCUCCAUGAAUAUCAAAGCCACGCAAUCCUGCCCAAGACGAAGAAAUUGAACCCAUGCAAACAAAUCAGGUGGUUUUCCAACCUAUGUCGAGGUCCUGGGGGCAAGAAAGACAUUUCAUUUCUAGAAUAAAAUGAAUCACACCUGACCUAGGUGGAUUGAGUUAUCAUACGUAUCCAUGAUAACUCUCGAUUUGAUCCCGAGCCAAAUGAUAUCCGAGGGCUGCAAUCUUGGUAUCGAAACACAUGAUGUUGGUUGGAUUAUGGGGUUUAUCCCAUCCUAUAUCCUAUGUAGGGAAACAAAUUGCUUUUGUUUAUUUUAAUUGUUGUUGGGUGGCUUUGGUUAUCUACCAUCAAGGGGUGUAGCCAAAAAAAAAAAUUUCAUUCUGGGCUACAAAAUAUGUUGUUGUUAUUCGA